Messenger RNA from Guillardia theta CCMP2712, 962 nucleotides. RefSeq lists its product as hypothetical. The annotation marks the transcript as partial. The record is from RefSeq and is a predicted model, not a curated record. The transcript has 7 exons. NCBI's taxonomy places the organism in Eukaryota, Cryptophyceae, Pyrenomonadales, Geminigeraceae.
CAUGCCGCACUGCCGAUUGCCCGUCUCAUCUCUGGUCCUUGCCGCCUUCUUCUCAGAGAUGACGGACAGCUUCGUGUUGAACUCCCUGCCCGCUACUGGUCCAUCUGCCGGGCGGCGACCUUACACUUGCAGGACAGCAAGCACAAGGGUGACUACUCGCUGCUGCACGGGAGACAGCGACGAGGUGAGCAUUUCCCUCCGACCGAGCAAGAGGGAAAACACCCUCCCUUCAGCUGCCAUGCCCUGCAUCUCCGUGCUGCCGGACCGGCUCAUCCUCCCCGGGCAGAAGAAACAGAUCCACGUCUACGAUCAGAACAACAUUGAGGUGCUCAACACAGCGAUGAGGGUCAAGGACGGCUACUUGUGCCAUGUUGUCGUCGACCCAGCUGCACUCGCGGAGAGAAGAUUCGCACUGUGUGAGUUCGGAGUUCUUCUCAAGGUACUGUCGACGUCUCCGAGUAUUCAUCGCAACAAGUAUGGAGAGCGAUCUGACAGCAUCAGGGCCGAAGUUGCUGGGCUGAGGAGGGUCCGCGUUCAUGAAGUGUUUCAGAAGGAGCCUUUCCUUGCUGCCAACACCACAGACACGGUCAUGAUAACGCAGGGAGAGGACAGUCAAGUCGACCCCUCGCUACUCGAUGCUCUCAACAACUGCAAGAGGCUGAGAAGCGAGCUUUCGCUGGACUCAAGGGGUGAAGCUGGAGAAGGAGAUGAGAGGAGGGCAGAGCUACAGAGCGUGUCGGUUGUGGAAGAUGCAUGCUGGAUUUGCAGCCUGUUGGAGGAGGAGGGGCAAGAGUUGACCUCAACAGAGAAGAUCGGUCUGUUUGGGUUGGCGUCUUUGAGGGACUCUGAUGGUAGCAAGAAGCUAGAGACCCUUAUGGAGCCCGACUGCCUCAGCCUUGUCAGCGCCGGGGAGAAAAUCAUCCGAGACGCCAACAAUCAAUUGUCCGCGAUGAAGUCUCUUC